Bipolaris sorokiniana ND90Pr is the source of this 1085-nucleotide messenger RNA. RefSeq lists its product as uncharacterized. The transcript has 2 exons. NCBI's taxonomy places the organism in Eukaryota, Fungi, Ascomycota, Dothideomycetes, Pleosporales, Pleosporaceae. The record is from RefSeq and is a predicted model, not a curated record. Bases 99 to 941 code for a protein of 280 amino acids.
CAAAAAUACCAUGACAUCGCCGCUGAUGCUCGCCACUAUGCGCAUAAAAUCGCAUACGCAUAUCUUGAACAGUCCAUCUUAUUUCGAAUCAAUUGAACAUGGCUGAACCCAUUCCCGCAGAGGAGCAAUCCAACUACGAAACGUUCCGCGACUGCAUGAGCGAGCUGGUCCUCAAAGCGCUCGCCGCGCCGACGGAGAAGCCCAAGGCGAAGAAGAAGCGCUACGCGAAAAAGGGAUCAAAGAGCGGAAAAAGGGAUGUUUCGCCAGACAACAAAGCCAUUUCAAACGGCAAUGAGGAUACACAAUCCACAGAUGCCGAAGACCUAGGCGAAUUCAUCGAAUACCUUAGCGCCCUCAUCUUCCCUAGCCUGCCCCCCUCCCUCCGCACCCUCACCCACACCCUCUUCACAUCCUCCCCCUCCCUCGAAGAAAUAUACUCACCCCCGCUCUCCGCCGCGACACGCACCAUCCUCCUGAGCAGCAUCACCCCCUCGGCCAUUGACAGCCUAGAAUCCUACGCCCUCCUCCCACUAGCCUCGGACCAAACCGACCACCACAACCUCCUCACCCCGCUCUUCACCGCUUAUAUCACCGCCGUCACGGCUCCACCGCCCAUCUGGUCCAGCACACGCACCUCAGCCUGCGAAUUGUGUGGUAGAGAUUGGGUACCGCUUACGUACCACCACCUUAUCCCGAAAUCUGCGCAUGCGAGGGUGUUGAAGAGGGGGUGGCAUGCGGAGGAGCGGCUGAAUAGCGUGGCGUGGUUGUGUCGGGCGUGUCAUAGUUUUGUGCAUGGGUUAGUGGGGAAUGAGGAGUUGGCGCGAAGUUUUUAUACGGUUGAGUUGAUUGUUCGAGGGGGUGUGGGUGGGGAUGAGGAGGUGAGGGAGAGGGUGGAGCGGUGGGUUAAGUGGGUUGGGGGGGUGAGGUGGAAGAGUCGGUGAUGUUCAGUUGUUUAGAUGAGUUGAUUUUUUGAGAGGAGGAAGGGGGAAUAGUGAGCACGAAGAAGUAUGGAGAAGAGUAGAUGUUGUUGUUGUUGUUGUUGUAGUAGUAGUAGUAAUCAUAAUAUUAAAACUUCAUAUCUGAGA